This is a messenger RNA of Scutellospora calospora, 276 nucleotides long. The record is from the annotation of a GenBank genome assembly. Lineage: Eukaryota; Fungi; Glomeromycota; Glomeromycetes; Diversisporales; Gigasporaceae.
CAAGCUAGUGAAUUAAUAUAUAUGAAUAUAACAGCUAGUCUUGAUAUUCUUAACAUGCUAUUAACUAUCAUUUCAACUAGUACACUAGUUGGAGAAUUAUCUUUAGCUAUAAUACUUAUAUUAGAUGAAAUAACUCAAACCUUUACAAAAGCUUUGGGUGUAUUAAAAAAUAUGUUGCUAUUAGGUGCAUUUGGUGGGUAUAGGUCUACAACUGGGCUACAAGUUAUUAUAACUGAUGAUUGUAAUACAGAGAGAAAUACAUUACAUUGUACUUAG